Messenger RNA from Petromyzon marinus (sea lamprey), 1124 nucleotides. The record is from RefSeq and is a predicted model, not a curated record. NCBI's taxonomy places the organism in Eukaryota, Metazoa, Chordata, Hyperoartia, Petromyzontiformes, Petromyzontidae.
GGGGUGGAUGAAUGUUGAUGUUGGAUUGGGACCGGUCAUAAAAUCCUGUUGCGUCUGGUUUCACUAUGAGAACCGAUGGUGUUUUGGAUUUUAGGUGCCCUCACACAGCUGGAGGUUGCGAAAAAGCCUGUCGUUUGCUGUCUCACCUGGUUGCUUUUUUGUUUCAUUGUUAUUAUUGUAUAAUUGUUUCCCCAUGUCUCACGUUUCGUGAAUUGUGACAGCACUGUUGUACGAUUUGUACGUAAGCACUUCAUAAUUCACAAUUCCUAUCCUUGGAUGUACGAGCGUAAACAUUACCUGGAUGUGUGGAAUACAGGGGCGGGAGAGACAGCGUUGCUUGGAGCAGAGGAAACCUGUGUCUUGUUCGGUGUUUGUGUGCACGCAGACGACGGGGACAACUACUUCAUGGUGCUGGUGCUCGUGAUAGUGGGCAUUGCUGUGCUCGCAAGCAGUGCAGCCGUGCUCUACAUCUGUAGAAAGAGGAACGGGCAGUGUGUGUGCGGUAAAACACCCUCGCAACCUCCUGUAAAGAACCAAGUGGAGAUUGAUGAUCCCGAGAGAAGAGUGUUUGUCCGAAGCUUCGACGACUCGGAUUUGAACUUCACCAUGGAAGCUGACAAAGACGACGUCUCCCUCACUUUGACUGAAGACCGAGUGUCCCUGACCCCCAGCAUGGGCAUCUCCACUCUGCGGAGGAGCAUCAGCACCCGCAUCAGGGAGAAGAAGGCGGAGGAGAUCGCCAUGGGCACGGUGUGGGAGGCGAUGGACCGCAACAUGUCCGAGCUCAGGCGGCUGAUCUGCAGCGACCCCCCGUGCCUCCUCAACGAGCUGCUGAGCCGCAAGCUCAUCUCGCACCAGGUGCACAGGAAGGCGGCCUCCAUCAGCGACCGCACGGAGCGCUCCGAGUAUCUGCUGCGACGCUUCGUGGACGGCGGCGGGGACGCGUGCCUGCGUUUCAUGGCCGUCUUCGCGAUCGCAAAGGAAAACUCCGCGCGAUUCCGCGUCAUGAUGGCCACCUCGCGUGAGUCUCCUCCAUAUAUUAGUUUGGCCACGUGAAAAAAAGUGAAAGUAUUUUUUUGGUUUACACAACCCAAUGGCCCGUGAGCCUUCGAGAAGUGCAUCAU